GGCAUGCAGGCAUUGGAAUACUAUCUGUUCCCUAUGCACUAGCAUCAGGAGGUUGGUUAGGAUUAGGACUCCUCUUUGCCCUAGCCAGUUCUACUUUCUACGCAGGACUACUAAUCAAGAAAUGUAUGGAUAUGGACCGAAACAUCAGAGCUUACCCUGACAUUGGAGAGAUGGCAUUCGGUAACAGAGGGAGAUGGGUUGUCUCAGUUUUCAUGAACCUAGAGCUUUACUUGGUAGCCACUGGUUUCUUAAUCCUGGAAGGCGAUAACUUGCAUAAUUUGUUGCCCAAUGUUGGUGUAAAGGUCGCUGGAUCCACAAUUGGGGGAAAGCAAACAUUUGUCAUAUUGGUGGCUCUCAUUAUAUUGCCUACUGUUUGGGUUAAUAACUUGAGCAUCCUUUCUUAUAUAUCUGCGAGUGGCGUCUUAGCUUCAACCAUCAUCCUUGGCUCGAUUGUUUGGACUGCUGAUGGUGUUGGAUUUCAUAAUAAGGGUGUUCUUCUCAACUGGAAUGGCAUCCCUACUGCUUUGAGCUUAUAUGCCUUCUGUUAUUGUGCCCAUCCAGUUUUCCCCACCUUAUACACUUCCAUGAGAGACAGAACACAAUUUUCCAAGGUUUUAUUCGUAUGUUUUUCCCUCUGCACAAUAUGCUAUGCGUCAAUUGCAGUUCUCGGUUACCUAAUGUUUGGUUCAAGCCUUCAGUCCCAGAUUACAUUAAACCUACCAACCAACAAAAUUAGCUCAAGGAUUGCUAUAUAUACUACUUUAGUGAACCCAAUAUCAAAAUAUGCAUUAAUGGUAACCCCAAUUGUAAGUGCUAUUGAGAACCAGAUUCCACCACAUUACAGUAAAAGACUAUCAAGGGUCUUAAUACGAACCACCCUGGUUCUCAGCACCGUACUGGUUGCCAUAGCAGUCCCCUUCUUCGGCGAACUCAUGUCACUUGUCGGAGCCUUUUUAAGCGUUUCAGCCUCGAUUAUAUUCCCUUGCUUAUGUUACUUGAAGAUUUCAGGGAGUUACAAGAGGAAUGGAUUCGAACGGGUAAUUAUCUCGGCUAUUGUCCUAAUGGGCAUCUCCAUUGCGGUUAGUGGUACUUAUGUAGCUAUUCAACAAUUAAUAUCCCGCAUGUAA
Messenger RNA from Impatiens glandulifera, 1127 nucleotides. Its product is annotated as amino acid transporter AVT1I-like. Gene Ontology annotation, cellular component: plasma membrane. The record is from RefSeq and is a predicted model, not a curated record. The coding region runs from base 126 to 1127 and encodes 333 amino acids. The transcript is spliced from 2 exons. Lineage: Eukaryota; Viridiplantae; Streptophyta; Magnoliopsida; Ericales; Balsaminaceae.